ACACACGAGCAGUCAAUGCACUGCACGUUGCUUUUUCAGAUGGAACCUACAUUUCGUAGGACGAUGUAUACCAUGCGUAUCGCGUACAUAUAACUAAUACACUUUAAAACGAAAUAUAUUCUGUAGCUUUAAGACAAUCUAAUAGAACGUGAAACUAAAAAUGCUCUGUAGCUUUAAGACGAACAUGGAUAGGGUUAAAAAGAGGAAGUGGGCACACAGAGUUUCGUUUCCCUAAUGAAAGUUUUAAUUUGGGACCUGAGCUUUAACACGAGAAAGGAGAAGCGCAAGUACACUAGUACGAGACGGGGAUACCAAGAAAGAAUACGCAGUUUUAUUCGUGCACAUGACAAUACAAUAGCCCUGAAGGGCGACAGAACGACGCCGAUCCUGACAUAAUAAUGAUGGCGGAGGCCGACGCGGAAGAGAACGUGUACCGUGAGGCUGUGGUGGAGUCGCCUGUUGCGCCCCCUAAUGGCGACAUUAAUAUUGAAGACCUGUUACCCGACGGUCCUCAGGGGAAUAUUCAAGGACAGAUGGAGGAGUUCCUGGGCCCCCAGCCGGAGUACGAUGAGGAAGAGGAGGAGAAGAAGUAUUACAGGAGGAAAAAGCUGGGCGUGGUGAAGAACGUCCUGGGGGCCAGCGUCGGGGGCAUGAUCAUAUACAGUGUCUACAUGGGCCUGUUGCAGAUGCAGCUGAUACUCCACUAUGAUGAGACGUACAGGGAGGUGAAGUAUGGUAACCUGGGUCUGGAGGACAUCGACAAGAAGAUGCUGAUGGGGAUCAACGUUACACCCAUCAUAGCCCUGUUAUACACCCCCAUACUCAUCAGGUUUCUGGGCACCAAAUGGAUGAUGUUUCUGGCAAGUGGAAUUUACGCUCUCUUCGUCUCAACCAAUUACUGGGAGCGAUACUACACCCUGGUACCAUCGGCUGUGGCCAUUGGUGCAGCCAUUGUCCCGCUGUGGGCGUCAUUAGGGACCUACAUCACAAGGAUGGCACAACAGUACUAUGAGUAUGUGAACUAUAAGGAGGAUCACGUUCAGGAACAGAAGAAACUACCCAAGGGGGUGUGUCAUCGCUAUGUCAUCAUCUUCCAAUCCGUGUUCUUCAUCAUCUUCCAUCUCAGCCUGGUGUUUGCAGAGUUCCCCCAGCGCCUCUUCCUCCACCAGUUCCUUAGUGACUACAACCACACACUGUACAACGUUAAACACUGUGGUGCGGAGGGCAGUGGUAUGAUCGAGGGUUUCAACAGGACCGUCCUGAAGCACCUCCCUCGCUCCCUGCUGCUCAUCCAGGUGGAGAGUGUUCUCAUGGGGGCCGCCUUCCUCUCCAUGAUCAUCUUCCUGGCAGUGUGCGGGGCUGCGUACCGCCCUACAGAGGAGAUCGAUCUGAGGAGUAUCGGCUGGGGGAACAUCUUCCAGUUGCCCUUCAAACACCUGAGAGACUACAGGCUGAGACUCCUCAUCCCUUUCUUCAUCUACAGUGGACUGGACUCACUCUUCUCUGUCACGGGACUCACUCUGUCGUAUGGUGUGUGUACGGUGGGUCUGGAGUGGCUGUAUCUCCUGGUGAUGGUCUAUGGUCUGUCCUGCUCCCUGUUCUCCUGCCUGUCCCUGUCCCUCCUCAGGCUGCCACGCUACGUCUCUCUGCUAGGGGGCGCUGUGAUCCACGGUCCUCUGCUAGUGUUCCUGCUGUUCUGGUCCCCGGCUCCACGCUCACCUGAUCAACUGCCUUACCUGCUGGUGGUGAUCGCCCUCUGGGGAAUGGGGUCUGCAUUGAAUAAGACUGGACUCAGCAUUCUCCUGGGUAUGUUGUAUGAAGAUAAAGAGAGACUGGACUUUGUCUACACCAUCUACCACUGGUGGCAGGCUAUCGCCAUUUUCAUAGUCUACCUGUGGACUGGACUCAUCAUGAGGGCCAAACUCUCCAUUCUAUUGGUCAUCUUGCUGCUGGCGUGCUUCUGCUAUUGGACGAUGGAGCGACGACUGGCCAAGAACAUGCAUUUCAGACUGCCUCGCAUUCCCCGCCCCAAACACAAGGUCAAAGGUUAUCGUUACCUGGAGGAGGAAAACUCAGAUGAGUCGAACUCGGAGGAGAGUGAUGAGGAUGAUGAUGAAGAGCACCAGGAGGAGGUGAUCAGGGAGGACUUUGGGGGAGACGCAGGGUCGCAGGGCUCUGAUUCGACCAGGGAGAGGAGAGGAGGGGCUAGGGGACGGCGCAGGAGGAGAGACGAUGAUUAUGAGCAAGCGGGGGAAAGGGAGGAGAGAGAGAAGGAGGGAGAGAGAGGGAUAGAGAAAGAGUGAAAGAGCGAAAAAUAGUUAGAGAGACAGAGAGAGAGCGAGUCCUUUAGCUAUCCUCUAGGUAUCCUCUAAGUAUCCUCUAGGUGUCCUCUAGCUAUCCUCUUGGUGUCCUCUAGCUAUCCUCUUGGUGUCCUCUAGCUAUCCUCUUGGUGUCCUCUAGCUAUCCUCUAGGUAUCCUCUAGCUAUCCUCUUGGUGUCCUCUAGCUAUCCUCUUGGUGUCCUCUAGCUAUCCUCUAGGUGUCCUCUAGGUAUCCUCCAGCUAUCCUCUUGGUGUCCUCUAGCUAUCCUCUAGCUAUCCUCUAGCUGUCCUCUAGCUGUCCUGUAGCUAUCCUCUAGCUAUCCUCUACGUAUCCUCUAGCUGUCCUCUAGCUAUCCUCUAGCUGUCCUCUAGCUGUCCUGUAGCUAUCCUCUAGCUAUCCUCUACGUAUCCUCUAGCUGUCCUCUAGCUAUCCUCUAGGUAUCCUCUAGCUGUCCUCUAGAUAUCCUCUAGCUGUCCUCUAGGUAUCCUCUAGCUGUCCUCUAGCUGUCCUCUAGGUAUCCUCUAGCUGUCCUCUAGGUAUCCUCUAGCUGUCCUCUAGGUAUCCUCUAGCUGUCCUCUAGGUAUCCUCUAGCUGUCCCCGAAGGUAUCCUCUAGCUGUCCUCUAGGUGUCCUCUAGGUGUCCUCUAGGUAUCCUCUAGCUGUCCUCUAGGUAUCCUCUAGCUGUCCUCUAGCUGUCCUCUAGGUAUCCGCUAGCUGUCCUCUAGGUAUCCUCUAGCUGUCCUCUAGGUAUCCUCUAGCUGUCCUCUAGGUAUCCUCUAGCUAUCCUCUAGCUGUCCUCUAGCUGUCCUCUAGGUAUCCUCUAGGUAUCCUCUAGCUGUCCUCUAGGUAUCCUCUAGCUAUCCUCUAGCUGUCCCCUAGUUGUCCUCUAGGUAUCCUCUAGCUGUCCUCUAGGUAUCCUCUAGCUGUCCUCUAGGUAUCCUCUAGCUAUCCUCUAGCUGUCCUCUAGCUGUCCUCUAGCUGUCCUCUAGGUAUCCUCUAGCUGUCCUCUAGGUAUCCUCUAGCUGUCCUCUAGGUAUCCUCUAGCUGUCCUCGAAGGUAUCCUCUAGGUAUCCUCUAGCUGUCCUCUAGGUAUCCUCUAGCUGUCCCCUAGGUAUCCUCUAGGUGUCCCCUAGGUAUCCUCUAGCUGUCCUCUAGCUGUCCUCUAGGUAUCCUCUAGCUGUCCUCUAGGUAUCCUCUAGCUAUCCUCUAGGUAUCCUCUAGCUGUCCUCUAGCUGUCCUCUAGGUAUCCUCUAGGUACUUUCCCCAGUCCAGCUCUCUUACAUCAGUGCAGAUUAAGGAAAGGAGUUGAAUCAGAAGAAGAGACAAAACGGCUGUGUCUCAAAUGUAACCCUUUUCACUUCAUAGUGCCCUACUUUUGACCCCGAACUUUAACCCUGGUCAAAAGUUGUGCACUAUGAAUAAUGGUCCCAUUUGGAACCUAGACAAUACUGUAUGUCUAGGCUGUUGACAUGCACCUAGAGGGGGAUUGACAUAUAUAUAUAAUAAACCCAGUCAUAAUUGAAGAGGUUCAUCCACAGCAGGAUAAAACAGAGCGGUACAGGAGGAUAAAACCAGAGUGGUACAGGAGGAUAAAACCAGAGCGGUACAGGAAGAUAAAACAGAGCUGUACAGGAAGAUAAAACAGAGCGUUACAGGAGGAUAAAACAGAGUGGUACAGGAGGAUAAAACAGAGUGGUACAGGAGGAUAAAACAGUGGUACAGGAGGAUAAAACAUUGGUGCAGGAGGAUAAAACAGAGUGGUACAGGAGGAUAAAACAUUGGUGCAGGAGGAUAAAACAGAGUGGUACAGGAGGAUUAAACAGAGCGGUACAGGAGGAUAAAACAGCGGUACAGGAGGAUAAAACAAAGCGGUACAGGAGGAUAAAACCAGAGCGGUACAGGAGGAUGAAACGAGAGUGGUACAGGAGGAUAAAACCAGAGUGGUACAGGAGGAUAAACCAGAGUGGUGCAGGAGGAUAAAACCAGAGUGGUACAGGAGGAUAAACCAGAGCGAUACAGGAGGAUAAACCAGAGCGGUACAGGAGGAUGAAACCAGAGCGGUACAGGAGGAUGAAACGAGAGUGGUACAGGAGGAUAAACCAGAGUGGUACAGGAGGAUAAAACCAGAGUGGUGCAGGAGGAUAAAACCAGAGUGGUGCAGGAGGAUAAAACCAGAGUGGUGCAGGAGGAUAAAACCAGAGUGGUGCAGGAGGAUAAAACCAGAGUGGUACAGGAGGAUAAACCAGAGCGGUACAGGAGGAUAAACCAGAGCGGUACAGGAGGAUGAAACCAGAGCGGUACAGGAGGAUAAAACAGAGUGGUACAGGAGGAUAAAACCAGAGCGGUACAGGAGGAUAAAACAGAGUGGUACAGGAGGAUAAAACAGAGUGGUACAGGAGGAUAAAACAGAGUGGUACAGGAGGAUAAAACCAGAGUGGUACAGGAGGAUAAAACCAGAGUGGUACAGGAGGAUAAAACCAGAGUGGUACAGGAGGAUAAAACCAGAGUGGUACAGGAGGAUAAAACAGAGUGGUACAGGAGAAUAAAACCAGAGUGGUACAGGAGGAUAAAACCAGAGCGGUACAGGAGAAUAAAACCAGAGUGGUACAGGAGGAUAAAACCAGAGUGGUACAGGAGGAUAAAACAGAGUGGUACAGGAGGAAAGAGAAGAAUGGGGGAUUUUACACAGAAGGAAGGAGGAUGAAGAGAGGACAGGAACUCAGUUUCGAAGGAUUCUUAUAACACAACUGAAAAGGGAAGAAGUUAUUUACGCCACUUCAAAUAUAAACCAGUUUCCCUCCGGUGCAUGAUCACAUGGGGUAUGGCCCAAAUGGCACGCUAUUCACUAUAUAGUGCACUCAUUUUGAAUGGCCAAAAGUAGUGUACUAUAUAGGGAAUGGGGUGCCAUUUCGGACUCGCCCAUACUGUAUAGACACCUGAAACAUAUGUGAAGUUAGGUACAUCACAGGCACUUUUGACAGGGCACAUACAGGGCUCUGGUCAAAAGUAGUGCACUAUAGAGGGAAUAAGGUGCCAUCUGGGACACAGCCUUUGUAUUUCAACAGUAUCACUGUAUUGUUAGUCAGCUGUGUUGUCAUGGUUCCUAGCUCAGGUGUCUUGAGUGGCCUACAUUUGAUGUAGUUUUUUUUGUAAGGAAUUUAUUCAAUCAAUGAUUUUGAAAAAGUUGAAUUAUAGUCAUGAAUUAUAAUGAGAAUAAAUUGAUUGUAAUUGUUUUUUAUGACUGUUUUGAAGUUGUUUUCUGAGUAUAAACCUGGUUUUGUGCCUCUUGAUGUGGGUGUUCUGUUAUCAAAGACCAACUGAUAUCACCAUGGAUACUUAGUUCAUAAAAGUGAACACCUUA
This is a messenger RNA of Oncorhynchus kisutch (coho salmon), 5680 nucleotides long. RefSeq names its product unc-93 homolog B1, TLR signaling regulator. NCBI's taxonomy places the organism in Eukaryota, Metazoa, Chordata, Actinopteri, Salmoniformes, Salmonidae. The transcript is spliced from 13 exons. Gene Ontology annotation, molecular function: Toll-like receptor binding. Gene Ontology annotation, biological process: toll-like receptor 3 signaling pathway; toll-like receptor 9 signaling pathway; intracellular protein transport. The record is from RefSeq and is a predicted model, not a curated record. The coding region runs from base 399 to 2303 and encodes 634 amino acids. Gene Ontology annotation, cellular component: endosome; lysosome.